AUGGAGGCGACACCGAGAGCGAGCGCGGAGGACGCGAAACGGGCGAUCAAGAUCAAGACGGGCUCGCUCCGUCGACUGUUUCGCGAGCGCGCGAUGUACGCGGAGGAGGUCGAGCUGGGCGAACGCGAGACGCGAGCGAUGCGCGCGCGGGGCGCGGACGCGAGCGACGUGAAACAACAGGAAAACGUGUUGCAGGAGUCGACGAUGAUGGUGCACGAUAACGCCACGCGGUUGAUCGACGCGAGGAACGAUUUGGAGAGCACGGUGAAACACUUCGAAUUGGACGAUGGGGUGCGCGAGAGCGAGGAAUUAGUGGCGGCGCGUGCGCUGUUGGAGGAAGUGCGCGCGGGUUUGGAGACGUGA
Ostreococcus tauri is the source of this 363-nucleotide messenger RNA. Its product is annotated as Tubulin binding cofactor A. Lineage: Eukaryota; Viridiplantae; Chlorophyta; Mamiellophyceae; Mamiellales; Bathycoccaceae. Gene Ontology annotation, cellular component: microtubule cytoskeleton; cytosol. Gene Ontology annotation, molecular function: beta-tubulin binding. The record is from RefSeq and is a predicted model, not a curated record. The coding region runs from base 1 to 363 and encodes 120 amino acids. The transcript is spliced from 2 exons. Gene Ontology annotation, biological process: post-chaperonin tubulin folding pathway; tubulin complex assembly.